UCUUCUCAUACACUUGGAGGCCUGCCACACUGAUGUACUCUAGCCUCUGAACACACACAAGAAAUAACAAACCUUGCAUUGGAGUUCAACGCAGACAGUAUUUUCAUAUUUUAUCAUUUUGCUUUGGAUGUGCAGCAACAAAGUUGUAUCAAGCUAUCUUUUGACAUCACCUGGAUUAUGAACAAAGGUUUGACUUUAAAAGAUAGAAGACACACACUCUGCAUUCUAAAUAGAACUAGAAAGGCUUAAAAGACUUCAACUGGCAAAUGCAAAACAUGCAGGUCAUAGGUUAACCAGACCAGCGGACUUACUGCUGAAGCUUUUAUGAAGGGGGAUAAUAAUGAAAUACUGCUAAAACAAAAAGACAAAUGAACAAAGAUCAUCCACUGGAUCUAGGCCAUCGGGCCACCAUGGAUUUAAUGAACGGCUAAAUUCUUUACAAGAACAAGGUAAAGAUAAGAAUAAUUUAACAGUUCUAAAAUAAAGGUUUAAAAAGUUAAAAGACCAACCAUUCGGGAUGAGGGAAGACACAUUGUGCUCUCAGCAGAAGAAACAGUCAUGUUAGUAAAUAUAGAUGGACAAUUGAAAACUGAAGGACAUUUGAAUUGGUUAUUAUUUUCCUGAAAUGAAGCAAAAAAAGACCAAAAAGAAAAAACUUUCACCGAUAGCAGAAGAAAAAUCAAUUCAUUUGGAUGUCAUUAUUAUGAAGAUAUCUACUUUACCUCGUGAAUUCCCGUUUUAAAGAGGGGGGAAAAAAAUGGAUAUCCAAAAUUCCACAGAACAUAAUUGCACUUCGGAACAACUAACAAAAGGGAUUACAAGCAAGAUUCUUGUUUCACUUAUAUUGUCUAUAUUGACAUUGAUGACAACUGCAAUAAACUCUCUCGUAAUUGCUGCAAUAAUUGUGACACGGAAGCUCCAUCAUCCUGCCAACUAUUUGAUAUGCUCCCUUGCGGUGACAGACUUUCUUGUUGCCGUAUUGGUGAUGCCUUUCAGUAUUAUAUAUAUCAUAAAAGAAACAUGGCUUAUGGGCCAAGCUGUGUGUGACAUCUGGUUAAGUGUUGAUAUAACGUGCUGCACAUGUUCUAUAUUACAUCUGUCAGCCAUCGCACUUGAUCGUUAUAGAGCUAUUACCGAUGCAGUGGAAUACGCAAGAAAAAGAACGCCUCAACACGCUGCCUUCAUGAUCGCGGUGGUCUGGAUUCUUUCCAUUUUUAUAUCUUUGCCAAUUUUGUUUUGGCGGCACCAAAGCGACACCAGAGAAGACGAGUGCAUCAUUAAACACGACCAUAUUGUUUUUACCAUAUAUUCUACAUUCGGGGCAUUUUAUAUCCCGUUGGUGUUGAUACUUAUUCUCUAUUACAAAAUCUAUAAGGCAGCAAAAUCGUUAUAUCACAAACGGAGCAUAAGCAGAGUUGAACGAGAACAAAAUGGACAGGUGCUUCUGGAAGCCUGUGGGAAAAGUUCGACCAUGUGUAUAGCGGAGAAGUCUUUUUCAGAUCAUUCGACUGACUUCGAUAGAAUUCAUAUCACGGUGCGGAACACCAGGGCGGAAAUGAGACAGGAAAAAGCUUGGAGAAGACAGAAAAUAUCCAGCACAAGAGAACGGAAAGCAGCGACAACUCUAGGAUUAAUUUUGGGGGCCUUUGUUAUCUGUUGGUUGCCGUUCUUUGUGAAGGAAGUUAUUGUGAACAUUUGUCAGGCAUGUUACAUAUCUGAUGAUAUGUCAAACUUUCUGACAUGGCUUGGAUACCUCAAUUCCCUAAUCAACCCUCUCAUUUAUACCAUCUUCAAUGAAGACUUCAAAAAAGCGUUCCAGAAGCUAAUGCGAUGCAGACAUUACCUUUGAAGACAAAAUACUUGAAAUAUUUUUUACAAUUUGAUGAAAAAUGUAAAUGAACCUAUGUUGGCAAUGUUAUAAAAUAUAGUUAAUUUAAAUGCCUCCUUAAAGUAAUUGGCGAACCUUUUUUAUUGAACAAAUAUUUUGCAUAAAAAGCAUGUUUUAUUUCUCGACCAAUCAGUUACUUUGGUAACGAAAUACAAUAAACACAGAAACAGGAGUUGUCCUCUUUACCAA
Molecule: messenger RNA, 2077 nt
Organism: Spea bombifrons (plains spadefoot toad)
Lineage: Eukaryota; Metazoa; Chordata; Amphibia; Anura; Pelobatidae
Gene: HTR1F
Product: 5-hydroxytryptamine receptor 1F
Exons: 5
Coding region: 758-1849 (363 amino acids)
Biological process (GO): adenylate cyclase-activating adrenergic receptor signaling pathway
Cellular component (GO): plasma membrane
Molecular function (GO): G protein-coupled serotonin receptor activity
Source: RefSeq, a predicted model, not a curated record